Messenger RNA from Rubroshorea leprosula, 6129 nucleotides. The record is from the annotation of a GenBank genome assembly. Lineage: Eukaryota; Viridiplantae; Streptophyta; Magnoliopsida; Malvales; Dipterocarpaceae.
CUUUUUUGUCUUUUUCUUUUCUUACCUUCAGGUGAAUUUAGGAGCCUGGGUUCGUCGCGAUGAACCCAGCUCGUGGGUUCAUCGUGAACCCAAACGCCUGGGUUCAUCACGAACCUACUUAUGGAAACCUAAUCACCAUUCUUAGCAUCGAUGGAGGUGGAAUCAGAGGGAUUAUUCCCGAAACUAUACUGGCCUUUUUAGAGGCUCAACUUCAGGAGAAACUGGAUGGUGAGGAAGCAAGACUAUUAGACUAUUUCGAUGUCAUUGCCGGAACUAGCACCGGUGGCCUGGUGACUGCCAUGUUAAGCAGACCAGAUGAAAAGAACCGCCCUCUGUUUGCUGCUAAAGACAUAAAGGACUUUUACCUUAAACGCUGCCCUAAAAUCUUCCCUCAAGACAGUAGUGCUCUGUUUGCUCCUGCUACAAAUUUGGUGAGAUCUUUAUCAGGACCAAAAUACGAUGGAAAAUACCUGCGUGAACUUGUCAGGGAAAAAUUAGGAGAAAAAACACUAAGCCAGACUUUGACAAAUGUUGUGAUUUCGACCUUUGAUAUCAAAAACCUCCAGCUACUAGGAGGUCGCCCUCCAAGAAAUGAAAUGGACGAACAGAAGGACACUCACGUAUCUGAGCCCGGCUUGAAUGACUUUAGGCCAAUGCCAAGAAAUCUUUUUGUAAGGGGAGCCGAACAGGAUCACCUAAGUGAAACGGAUGAUGAUGAAAGAACACCAACAGGGUAUGCAACCCAGCCUGAACAGUUCCAAGUUCCAACAGGAACAAGACAGAGACCUUCUAGACCAUGCAAUUCACAGCGUGAACGACCUGAAAGGUCAACAGAACUUGCUCGGACAACCGAGCUCGAAGAGAGAACCAGAGUUCUCGAAAUGACAAUGGGUAAAAUCCUUGCCCGUCUAAUUCCUGAUGACCCCCUGAUUCCUUUGCUGAACGAGGAUGCACAACUAGCUGCAGUUGUUGCAACUCGAAACUCCCCCGCUCUAAGCAACAUAGUGGUGCCGACCAGGCCAAGAGGAAGCGGGAAGCUAAACCUCGAGCCCAGCUCAUCCAAGCAUAAUGAAGAAUUGAUGAGAAAGAACGCAGACCUUGAAAGGCAGCUGCGGGACGUACAGAAGUCCAUUGACGAAUUGAAAAGUCCCAGGUCGCACCAACAGACCUUGGAUUUGGAUAGUGCUCCGCUGAACCUAUCCAUCACAGCAGAACCAUAUCAAGACGGAUUUAAAAUUCCCCACCUGGAGACAUAUGAUGGCUCGGGCGACCCGGAUGAACAUCUACACACCUAUCAAGCCAUCAUGAGGAUCCAAAAUGCCAAUGAUGCCAUGAUGUGCAAAGUGUUCCCAGUGACACUGAAAUCAACAGCCAGAAGAUGGUAUCACAAGCUCCCCAGACAUUCCAUAGACUCAUACUCUCAGCUCGCCAAGCUAUUCUCCAACAAAUUCGCGAGCCAGAGAGAGAUCAAACGCACAACAACCGAGCUGAUGCAAGUUAAUCAAAAGGAAGGGGAAUCUCUGAGAGACUACAUGCAGCGAUUCAACAAAGCCACUCUGGACAUUGACAACGUCCCAGACACCAUUUGUUUGUCUGCAUUGUUGCAUGGCUUGAGGCGUGGUCGGUUUCUAGACGACCUGCUAGAGAACCCACCCAGGACUUGGAAUGAAGAACAACCACCGAGAAGGGAAGAAAAGAAGAAACAGAAGGUCGGCGAGCAGUGGGGGAAGCCCGCUGACUUCCCAAAGUAUGCCAAAUACAUUCCUUUAACCUUGCUGAGGUCUCAAAUCCUUGCACAAAUCCAGCACUGGGACGAGCUGGAGUUUCUGGCUCGCAAUGGAAAGCUAGAACGAUAUGUUCAGAAGCCCCACGCCCAACAACCCACUCAAACUCAUUUUGUACAGGGUUACGACCGACCUCAAGGGCAGAGGAGAGGACAGGGGCAGAGAGCUGCUGCCCAGAACCAAAAAGAUAAGAAAGGGAUAAGCUACGCUGGGAUACCCCCGCCCUCGGGUAUAAUAAACAUGAUAUCAAGUGGUGUUCACUCUGGGGGCCAAAGCGCACGAGCUCGCAAGGCCCCGGCGGAUUACAAGCGAGCAGAAGGAGAGCCUGACAUUAUGAUGCCCCAUGCAAAUCCUUUUGUGGCAACGGUUCAUAUAGGCAAUCAUAAUGUCAAUAAGGUGUUGAUUGGCACUGGCAAUUCACCAGACAUCCUGUACUGGAGUUGCUUCCAGAAGAUGCAGCUAAAUCCGAGCUCGCUGCAGAAGCAUGAAGGACCAAUAUACGGGUUUGAUAACCAGCCCGUCCCAGUCGAGGGAGUUAUCACUCUUCCUAUAUAUGUGGGCUCAGAACCACGCUUUAGGAUGGCUUCCGUCACCUUCCUGGUCGUUAAGAUGGAAUCAGCUUUCAAUGCUAUAUUAGGAAGAGCCACCUUGUGCGAGCUGAAAGCUGUCAUCUCACAACCCCAUCUCUGCAUGAAAUUCCCAACUCCUCAGGAGGUAGGAGUGCUUAAAGGAAAUCAAAAGAUGGCCAGAGCCUGCUAUCAAGAUACUUUCAAAAAAGUUGAGCUCGUCGCUGUCCCUUCAGGCUCCGAAAAUCGCAAACCAACCCAUCUCGGUCAGCAAACGAUGAGCAUAUCAGAUAUCGAGCACCGACCUGAUGGUGUCGAGCAGAAAGCAGAGCCAGUAGAGCCCAUAGAAAUGGUUCAUCUAAACCUAGAUGUGCCAGAAAGGACGGUUAAGAUCGGCACUAAGCUCACAGAAGAGGAGCGUGCAGAGCUUCUGGAGUUUUUGAGGAGUAAUCAGGAUGUGUUUGCAUGGACUACGGAUGAAAUGCCUGGCAUCCCAGCGGAGUUGACAGUCCACAAGCUUAGCACGAACCCCCAGAAGGCCGGCUUCAUCAGAAGAGUGGAGUACUCCGAGUGGGUGUCCAACCCUGUGCUCGUCAAAAAGCCAAAUGGCAAGUGGAGGAUGUGUAUUGAUUUCACCAACCUCAAUGAUGCGUGUCCAAAAGACCCUUAUCCCUUGCCAAACGUCGAGAAGUUAGUAGAACGGGCAGCAGGACAUGAACGGAUGAGUUUUCUUGACGCCAGAUCGGGUUACCAUCAUGUCCAUCUGUUGCUAGAUGACCAGGAAAAAACAGCUUUUUAUGCUGGUGACGCAAUCUACUGCUAUGUCAUGAUGCCGUUCGGCCUCAAAAAUGCUGGAGCAACAUACCAGAAGCUGGUGCAAAUCAUCUUUAAGCUCCAAAUCGGCAGAAACAUAGAAGUGUAUGUAGAUGACAUGAUAGUCACCAGUGUACGAGCUGAGGAUCACAUUGACGACCUGGAUGAAACUUUUCAAAACUUACGUCGAGCCCAAAUGAAGCUAAAUCCUUUGAAAUGCACGUUUGCUGUGCAAUCAGGGAAAUUCCUAGGGUACGUGGUAUCCAAGAAAGGAAUCGAAGUAAAUCCAGAGAAGGUACAGGCCGUUCAGCAGAUAGAACCUCCCAAGACAGUAAAAGAUGUACAGCGUCUGACAGGUCGGGUGGCUACGUUGCACAGGUUUAUAGCCAGAUCGGCAGAAAGGUGCCUUCUGUUCUUCAAAGCUCUGCAGGAGCCCAAAAACUUUCAGUGGACUGAUGAGUGUCAACAGGCGUUUGACGAGCUCAAACAAUAUUUGGCAUCCGCACCCCUGCUGUCUAAGCCUGUUGAUGGGGAAUGUUUAUAUCUUUAUCUGGGGGUCACAAAAGAAGCAAAGCCAGAACUCUCUGGUCAGCUUAUCGAAUGGAGUGUCGAGCUGAGUGAGUAUGACCUCAAAUUUCAGCCGCGCAUGACUAUAAAGGGCCAAGCUGUGGCAGACUUCUUGGUUGAAUCUGCCCCGGCGGCUGUGAAAGAAAAGGCACCUGAACACCCGUUCUGGGUUUUAUAUGUAGAUGGAGCUGCUAAUAUUGAAGGAUCGGGUGCUGGAGCUGUGUUACUGGGCCCUGAUGGCUUUAAAUCCGAGCAUGCGCUGAGGUUUCAGUUCCAAACAACCAAUAAUGCUGUAGAGUAUGAAGCCCUCAUUUAUGGAUUGAAGCUGGCAUCCGAGCUGAAGCUUGGUCGUUAUACUUCUGUGGUCAACAAAUUGAAGUCAGGAUUUGCCUUCUUCCAGAUCGACAAAAUACCAAGAGUAGACAACCACCGAGCUGACAAGCUGUCAAAGUUGGCCUCCUCGCGAGACUUUAACCCUAAGAGGUCAACCAUCGUUGAAGUGCUAGACGCCCCGAGCUACACUGAUCUCACGGUCGAGUGUCAACUGCUAAGCACGGAUCCCUCUACACCGAGCUGGACUACCCCACUUAUAAAUUAUCUGCAAAGUGGCGAGCUGCUUGAAGAUCUACCCGCCGCGAAAUUGAUUAAACGAAGGGCAGCACAUUUCACCUUUGAGAGAAGUUCACGAAGGAGUAUGUGGCACGCACAUCGGUGGCAAAACUUUAGCUCGAAAACUCCGAGGCAUGGGUAUUACUGGCCCACUAUGGUCGAGGACGCGCAGAGUUAUGUCAGAAAAUGUCCGACCUGCCAGUUCAAUGCUGAUGAUAUACACAUGCCAGGGGAAAUGCUAUCAUCUCUCACGUCUCCCUGGCCCUUUUCUCAAUGGGGUGUCGACCUGCUUGGCCCUUUUAUCAAAUAUAAAGGAGGCUACACUUUCCUGGUCGUUGCAGUGGAUUACUUCACUAAGUGGAUAGAAGCUAAAUUGUUGUCCACGACAACAGAAAGGAAAAUAGAAGAAUUCUUGUUCAAUUCAAUAUUGUGCAAGUAUUCUUCGGGGUGGCAAUUUUCCCCAAUCCUCGCGGGGCCGCGCAAGAUCCCCGUCACAGGACGGGACGGGGAGGAAUAUUCCUCCCUGCGGGCGGAGAUGGAGGCCACAACCCCUCACUCACUCUUGGUUUCAGCCGGACAAUCAAGCUCUCAAGUCUCACCUCACCUUCAACCUUCCUCUCCCCUUCUUGCUGCUACAGAUCUACUACAGGUCUGCUGUUGGAGCUGUUACAGAUCUGCUCCUGGAGCUGCUGUCAAAGCUGUUAGCUGCUGCCUGUGCCGAACUCCCUCUCUGCUUGCUGCCUGUGCCGGACCCCUUCUGCUUGCUGCCUGUGCCGGACCUCUUCUGCUUGCUGCCUGUGCCGGACCCUCUGCUUGCUGCCUGUGCCGAACCCUUUGCUUGCUGCCCGUACCGGACCCUCUGCUUGCUGCACUGUGCCGGACCCCCUCUGCUUGCUGCCUGUGCCGGACCCUCUGCUUGCUGCACUGUGCCGGACCCCCUCUACUUGCUGCCUGUGCCGGACCCUCUGCUUGCUGCACUGUGCCGGACCCCCUCUACUUGCUGCCUGUGGAUGCUAUAAGAUGUGCAGAUGACUAUUUCAGAUUUCUAUGCAAAUGGAUAUUGGACAAAUGUUCAACAACAACUGUGGACUUUUUAACAAAACGAACUUCCAAGACCAUUAUCAAACGUCUUCAAUCUCUGACGGAAAAUUCUAGUGAAAAAAUCACCUAUAAAGAAGUGGUGGAUAGGUUAAGAAAGGUCACAGAUAAAGAAUUUGAAACAGAACUUCAGUGGGGUGUUGCUUUAACUGCAUAACAUCUAAGUUACUUGGCUGAUGUGAUCUGUAAGAAGCGUGUAAUCAUUUACAAUUAUCCAAAAGAAUUGAAAUCAUUUUAUGUACGCUUGAAUGAUGAUCGAUGUACAGUUGCAGCAUUUGAAAUGGUUCUACCCGAGGUUGGGACACUGAUUACAGGCAGCCAAAAUGAAGAAUGCGUCAAUAUGCUAAGUGCAAGGUUCUUUGGAUGAUAUAUGUUUCUUUACUCAAAAUGAGGAUGUGGAUUGUGAUGAAGACAAUAAUUCAAAGGUUUUUUUAUGAGCAAUUGUGGAUUUUGAGAGCUAAAGUGGUUUGAGUUGGUUCUUGGCUUCUUCCUUUCAUGUUGAAUGUUGGUUUAGUUUAGUUAUUUUAUUUAUGUUGGGUUGAUUUUUGCUUUUAUUUGGAACAAGUAUGUUGCUUUAUGUUGGAUUAAUUUCUAUAUAUAUUUGGAACAUGUUACUUUAUGUUGGAUUAAUCUCUAUUUGGAACAAUGUUGUUGAUUUAAUUAUUUGUGUUAAAUUAAUUUUUAUUUAUGUU